Messenger RNA from Fukomys damarensis (Damara mole-rat), 5008 nucleotides. RefSeq names its product patatin like phospholipase domain containing 7 (gene Pnpla7). The transcript has 35 exons. The record is from RefSeq and is a predicted model, not a curated record. Gene Ontology annotation, cellular component: endoplasmic reticulum. NCBI's taxonomy places the organism in Eukaryota, Metazoa, Chordata, Mammalia, Rodentia, Bathyergidae. Gene Ontology annotation, molecular function: phosphatidylcholine lysophospholipase A1 activity. Bases 537 to 4595 code for a protein of 1352 amino acids. Gene Ontology annotation, biological process: lipid metabolic process.
GGGCACCCCUCAGCACGCUCGUCCCUCCUGAGCCAGUCUUAGUGAAGACCCGCGCCCUGAACCCCUCGCCUUGCCACGACCCUUCUAGUCCUGUCCCCUUCCCGCCACGUCCCUUCCCGCCGCCACGGCUUUUUUUCUUUUUUGUACCGGGGCUCAUACUUUGGGUCCUUGCGCUUGUGAGGCGGCACCACUGAGCUAAGUCCCGGGUUCCUUGGCCUUCUUGCUUUGCCCCUCCUGAGCCCUGCCCCAGCUACACCCUCUGCCCCAGCUGGAACCGGCCCUGGACUGCCUGUCCCUACAGAGUCCUUGGCGCUUCCCCUGGCCCCUCCUCCGAGGCCGCCUGGCCGCCUCCAGUUCACAGGAGGCGGCAGCGGGACAGCAGGUGCUUCUGCCUGAGGCUGCUGUUUGUGAGGAGAGCUUCUGUGGGUUCCCUGCGGUGGGAACCUAGCGUGACUCGGACAGGAACAGGAAGGCUGGGCGAGUAGGCGGUUGUCUUGGGUGUGUCCUUCACUCUGAGCUGUGUUCCUUCUUCAGCCAUGCAGGAAGAGAAAGGCGUUUGCCCCGAGGACAACCUCUGUCUGGGCCCUGCCCUGCACUCCUGGGGACUAUGGUUUGCGGAGAAAGAGUCACAGCCCACCAUGCUAACAGGGAUUGUGAUUGGAGUCCUCCUGGCCCUUGCCUUUGUGGGUGUUGCCAUUUUGUUUGUGUACCGAAGAGUUCAUGGAUUCCGACAGGUGCAACCCACUCCUCAGUACAGGUUCCGGAAGAGAGACAAAGUAAUGUUUUAUGGCCGGAAGAUCAUGAGAAAGAUGAGUACACUCCCCCAUACACUUGUGGGGAACACAGCUGUACCCCGGCAGCGGGCCAGGAAGAGGACCAAGGUGCUCUCUUUGGCCAAAAGGAUUUUGCGGUUCAAGAAGGAAUAUCCCACCCUGCAGCCUAAGGAACCGCCACCCUCCCUGCUGGAGGCCGAUCUCACAGAGUUUGAUGUGAAGAAUUCUCAUCUGCCAUCAGAAGUUUUGUAUAUGCUGAAAAAUGUUCGGGUCCUGGGCCACUUUGAGAAGCCGCUGUUUCUGGAGCUGUGCAAACACAUGGUCUUUGUGCAGCUGCAUGAAGGAGAGUACAUCUUCCGGCCAGGGGAGCCAGACACCAGCAUCUAUGUGGUGCAGGAUGGGCGGCUAGAGGUCUGCCUCCAGGAUGUGGAUGGUACCGAGGUGGUGGUCAAGGAGGUUCCAGCAGGAGACAGCGUCCACAGCCUCCUCAGCAUUCUGGAUGUUAUCACGGGUCACACCGCACCCUACAAAACAGUCUCUGCCCGAGCAGCUACCCCAUGUACCAUCCUCCGGCUUCCAGCAGUGGCUUUUCAAGGAAUUUUUGAGAAAUACCCCGAGACCCUGGUGAGGGUGGUGCAGAUCAUCAUGGUGCGGCUGCAGAGGGUGACCUUCCUGGCCCUGCACAACUACCUAGGCCUGACGAUAGAGCUCUUCAACCCUGAGAGCCAGGCCAUCCCCCUCGCAUCUGUGGCCAGCGUGGCUGCAGGACGGGCCAAGAGGCAGACAUCCUGUAGCUUAGAGGAACAGCUUGAGAGGCCACCACAGCCCCAGGAGUUCUGUGACUCAGAUUGCAGCAGUAGCCGCUCUGCAGCCUCUGGGCCUCUGCUGAAGAGGAGUCAGUCUGUCCCUCUGCCUUCUAUCCACAAAGUGAUCUCAGAUGAACUUGGGCAGUCCCAGACAGGUGACCCUGACCUUUUGGCCUCACAAGGGGACAAUGUGGGGGUUACUUCAGACCUGGGGAUGGUGUAUGACCGUGCAAGGGUCCUGCUGCACUCGGAUAAGCACCCUGGGAACUCUGUGGCUGGCAAGACCAAGAAAAGUGUGGUUGUUGCAGAGACCCCCUCUGCUAUCUUCCAUUACUCAGAGAGUCCGUGCGACGAGACCAACUCCGGCGGGCAGACAGAUGCAAUCUUCAGAGCCGCCAAGAAAGACCUCCUGACCCUGAUGAAGCUGGAUGAUCCAUCCCUGUUGGAGGGACGAGUAACCUUUCUCCAUGUCCCUGCAGGCACUGUGGUAUCAAGACAAGGAGACCAGGAUGUCAACAUCUUGUUCGUGGUUUCGGGACUAUUGCAUGUGUACCAGCGGAAGAUUGACAACCAGGAAGACACUUGCCUGUUCCUCACGCAUCCCGGGGAGAUGGUGGGACAGCUGGCUGUGCUGACGGGCGAGCCCCUCAUGUUUACCAUCCGGGCCAACAAGGACUGUGGCUUCCUGUCCAUCUCCAAGGCCCACUUCUAUGAGAUCAUGCGGAAGCAGCCAGCUGUUGUCCUGGGUAUGGCGCACACUGUCGUGAAGAGGAUGUCGUCCUUUGUACGGCAGAUUGACUUUGCUUUGGACUGGAUGGAAGUGGAGGCGGGACGUGCCAUAUACAGGCAGGGAGAUAAGUCCGACUGCACGUACAUUGUCCUCAGCGGCCGGCUGCGCUCUGUGAUUCGGAAGGAGGAUGGGAAGAAGCGCCUGGUGGGGGAGUAUGGCCGCGGAGACCUCAUUGGGGUGGUGGAGACACUGACCCAUCAGGCCAGGGCAACCACAGUGCAUGCGGUGCGGGAUUCGGAGCUAGCCAAGUUGCCAGCAGGAGCCCUGACAUCCAUCAAGCGCAGGUAUCCACAGGUGGUGACUCGAUUGAUUCAUCUCUUGGGUGAGAAGAUCCUAGGCAGCCUCCAGCAGGGACCUGCGACAGGUUACCAGCUUGGCCUCUGUGAGGCAGGAAGCAAGUGGGACACAGGAAACACGGCUGGAAACCUGUCCACAGUGGCAGUGAUGCCUGUGUCUGAGGAUGUACCGCUCACCGCCUUUGCCCUGGAGCUGCAGCAUGCACUCAGAGCCAUCGGCCCUGUCCUGCUGCUGACAAGUGACAACAUCAGACAGCACCUUGGCUCUGCAGCUCUGGACAGCAUCCACGAGUACCGGUUAUCCAGCUGGCUGGGGCAGCAGGAGGACAUCCAUCGGAUUGUGCUCUACCAAGCAGACAGCACACUUACCCCUUGGACCCAGCGCUGCAUCCGGCAGGCCGACUGCAUCCUCAUUGUGGGCCUUGGCGAGCAGGAGCCUACAGUGGGUGAGCUGGAGCGAAUGCUGGAGAGCACAGCCAUGCGUGCCCAGAAACAGCUGAUCCUGCUGCACAGGGCUGAGGGCCCAGCACCAGCCCGUACUGUGGAGUGGCUCAACAUGCGGAGCUGGUGCUCAGGCCACCUGCACCUCUGCUGUCCACGGCGCAUCUUCUCCAGGAGGAGCUUGCCCAAGCUGAUGGAGAUGUAUGAGCGCGUCUUCCAGCGGCUUCCAGACCGUCACUCAGACUUCUCGCGCCUGGCACGUGUGCUAACGGGCAACGCUGUUGCCUUGGUGCUUGGAGGAGGGGGAGCAAGAGGCUGUGCCCAGGUAGGCAUCCUCCGGGCCCUGGCAGAGUGUGGCAUCCCUGUGGACAUGGUCGGAGGCACAUCCAUUGGGGCCUUCAUGGGUGCCCUGUACGCUGAGGAGCGGAACUACUGCCAGAUGCGGAUCCGAGCCAAGCAGUGGGCCGAGGACAUGACAUCAAUGGUGAAGGCCAUGCUGGACCUGACCUACCCAAUCACAUCCAUGUUCUCAGGAGCUGGCUUCAACAGCAGUAUCUGCAGCAUCUUCAGAGACCAGCAGAUUGAGGACCUGUGGCUCCCCUAUUUUGCCAUCACUACAGACAUCACAGCCUCUGCCAUGCGGGUCCACAUGGACGGCUCUCUGUGGAGGUACGUGCGUGCCAGCAUGUCCCUGUCGGGCUAUAUGCCCCCUCUCUGUGACCCCAAGGAUGGACACCUGUUAAUGGAUGGGGGCUACAUCAACAACCUCCCAGCGGAUGUGGCCAGAUCCCUGGGGGCAAAGGUGGUGAUCGCCAUUGAUGUGGGCAGCCGAGACGAGAUGGACCUCACCAACUACGGCGAUGCACUAUCUGGGUGGUGGCUGCUGUGGAAACGCUGGAACCCCUUGGCUACAAAAGUGAAGGUGUUGAACAUGGCUGAGAUUCAGACCCGCCUGGCCUACGUCUGCUGCGUCCGGCAGCUGGAGAUGGUGAAGAACAGUGACUACUGUGAGUACUUGCGGCCCCCUAUCGACAACUACCGUACCCUGGACUUCAGCAAGUUUGACGAGAUCUGUGAAGUGGGUUACCAGCAUGGGCGAACUGUGUUCGACAUCUGGGUUAGGAGUGGCAUUCUGGAGAAGAUGCUGCAGGACCAGCAGGGGACAAACAAGAAGAAAGCCAGCACGGUCCUGCCCUGCCCCAAUGCCUCCUUCACGGACCUCGCUGAGAUGGUGUCACGCAUCGAGCCUGCCAAGGCAACUGUAGUGGAUGAUGAAUCUGACUACCAGACUGAGUAUGAGGAAGAGCUGCCGGAUGUCUCCAAGGACACGUAUGCUGACUUCCAGAGCACCCAGAUUGAGCGAGGCUCAGACUCGGAGAAGGACCCCUCGCUGCAGCAUCGGCACCGUGGCCAGGUGUCCCCAGAGCCAUCCCAGGACUCCGUGUCCUCUGGGCUGCCUGACCAAGAUGCAUGGCAGCCUUUGCUCUGAGGGCGCCCAGAAUCUCUCAUCUCCACAGCAGACAGGGCACUGGGCAGAGGCUUUGCCUGAUCCUGAGGGCCCUUUCCUGGGGCUUCUGCUUGUUCUAGGGGGCAGUGAGCUUCUCGGAGGCCAGCCUGGCCUGUCAGCACUGGCAUUUGCAGGUCCCCUGAAGCCUCUGUGAGGUGCAGGAGCCCCGACUGGAUGUUAAUAAAGGCAGAUCUGAUUGUGAACGUUUCUAUUUCUUGGUCAGACGAACACCAAGAUGAACCUGACGACUGUAGGUCCCUGGGGGACAUUUGUCUUCCGUCCUCCGAGGGAGGCAACUCCAGCCAAGGGAGGCAGGGUCUCAGGGCCUGGGUGUACUGGAGACCCCCAAAGCAGAGGGAGCCCCUGGGGCCCACAGGGUUUGUUGGAAGAUGUGA